This is a messenger RNA of Lates calcarifer (barramundi perch), 857 nucleotides long. RefSeq names its product cornifelin homolog B. NCBI's taxonomy places the organism in Eukaryota, Metazoa, Chordata, Actinopteri, Centropomidae. Bases 46 to 465 code for a protein of 139 amino acids. The transcript is spliced from 3 exons. The record is from RefSeq and is a predicted model, not a curated record.
UGUCUCCUCACCUCUUUCUCUUUUAUCGUCUUGGACUGUUCAGCUAUGUCUCGGCGGGUGGUCCAGGUCCAGCCGGAGGGCAGGGUUCAUGAGGCUAGUCAGUGGAGCACUGGCCUGUGUGAGUGCCAUAAAGACAUAGGGGAUUGCUGCUUUGCCCUGUGCUGCCUCCCAGUGUUUACCUGUAAAGUGACCAGUGCAGUUGGUGCUUGUCCCUGCCUGCCUCUGCUGGACUGUAUCGGCUGUGUACCGCCGGCCUCUCUCGCCAUGAGGGCAUCUGUCAGAGAACGAUAUGGCAUACAGGGGAGUGUGUGGAGCGACUGCCUAUACGGCUGCUGCUGCUAUCCUCUAUCUUGGCUCCAGAUCUCCAGAGAGCUGAAGAGAAGAGCAGCAUCCCACGCCUCCACCUCCUCCUCACCAGCCAGAUACACCGCCCUGACCUCCCUGCAGGGGGCGCACUUGGUCUAGACACAUCCAUUUCUUCUGGCCUGACCCACCACCAGUCCUCCAGAGCACAUGAGUUGAUUUAAUCACACUUCCUCUGGUCUGCAGCCACUCCCUGUUACCUCUGAUAAUUCAGCAGGGACACAAUGUGUCCUGCAGAGAGGAAAGUUCAGUUUGUCCAAAGAUGAAGUGAAAGAACUGUGAUAAAAGUCAUUUUCAUGUUAGCUUGGGUCACCAAUCAUCUUAUUAGAUCAUACUCCUUCAGUGGGGGAAAAUAAGUUCAUUUACUCAAGUACUGUGCUUAAGUACAGUUUUGAGAUGCUUGCACUUUACUCAACAAUUUCUACUACUAUUUACUGAUUACCUUUCAUAUUAAGAUUUUACACAACAAACAAAUAAAGUACAAGUUACUGUUA